Pelobates cultripes (western spadefoot toad) is the source of this 2038-nucleotide messenger RNA. The record is from the annotation of a GenBank genome assembly. NCBI's taxonomy places the organism in Eukaryota, Metazoa, Chordata, Amphibia, Anura, Pelobatidae.
AUGGGGCGCACUAAACGCCCAGAGCAGCCCCAGACCCCACGGAUAGCCUCCCAGGGCCAGUUGGACGGAUAUCUGCAGCAGCAGCCAGGGGGGAGCGGAGACUCUGGCAGCCCCAAGAUGGCGGCGACAUCCACUCCCGGACAGGGGAUGCCGGCCCUAGACCGGAUUGAGGGCUCCCUGAGGGACCUGGCAGCCACCAUGGUGACAAAAACCGACCUUCAGGUGAUAACUACCACCAUACAAGACACAUUGCGGACAGAGAUCGCGGGGAUUCAGACAGAGCUCACUGCGCAGGCGGGCCGCAUUACCGCGACGGAGGAAGCAACUGAGGCCCUCACGGCCCGAGUGGCAGCCACUGAUACCGCUGUAGCACGCCAGGGCGAGAUGCUGCUUUCCAUGCGUCGACACCUGGAAGAUGUAGACAAUAGAGGUAGGAGGUGCAAUAUCCGGGUUCGUGGGGUACCAGAAACCGAGGGGCCAGAAAAUGCUGAGGCUUUACUAACGGAAUUAUUCUGCUCUCUACUGCCACCAUCCCCACCGCCAACUAUAGAAUUCGAGAGGGCAAAUAGGGCCUUGCGGUCUAGAGCAGCUGAAGAAGGGCCGCGUGACCUAAUAUGCUGUCUACACUCAUUCCCGGUGAAGAACUCCAUCAUGGCCAAAGCCCGGGAAAGACAGAAUUGGCCCUUUAGGGGAGCGCAGGUUUCGCUUUAUAAUGAUUUAUCCCCCAUAACGUUGGAAGCAAGGAGAGCCCUCCGCCCGGUUACAGCGACAUUGCGAGACCGCAAUAUACCAUAUAAGUGGGGCUUCCCCUUUGCACUAAUGGCUAGACACCAAAAUAGAUGGAUCACCAUGAGAUGGCCGGAGGAGGUACCACGGUUUAUGGGAGAACUGGGCCUCCCCUCUCAGUCGGUCCCCAACUGGAUCCUGGGGACACUGGGGCCGCAACCCAGACCACAAAGAGGGCCCAGACAGCGUGAGGCGAGAACUCAUCCGGCUCACAACAGCGGAAGACGUGGAGACCCGACUUCCCCGGAGGAGUGAUCAGCAUGCCUGCCUGCGUCCAAGACCACCGUAUAUCGCCCCAGGCUAACACACCCACGCCGGCACCCAGCUUUUCCUGUUCACGCAUCGUCCCUGGAGGGCUGGACCCCAAUCGCUUACCGCACGCAACCCACUUCUACCCCCUGAUGUCGAGAUGAAAAGAACGUACGGCACACCCACAGGUACUUUGGGUUAAUGUUCCGGGACAUGGAGCUUUGGGAGGGGAGAUCCUGGGUUUAAGGGCGCACACGGGAGCGGAUACCCACCUGAAGCAGGCAUGCGUGCGGGUCUCUGGGCCACCCCCUGACUCUCUACCAUGGUUGUUGCCCGACACGGGGUGGGCACAAGAUACUUUGGGGGGGGAGGGGAGAGGGACAUAAGGGGGCAACGGACAGCAGAUACCGACUGCCUGACUGGAUAUUCAGCACAAACUCAGGCAUCCUGGACGCAAAAACGGUGACCCCCCACGAAUGAGGACACUAAAUUGGGACACUUGCAUUUAAGAAAGGGUAUCUUUGAUCCAGGGAGCUGGGGGAGAGCGGGAUGGGAAGUGGGGUAGAGUGGAAUAUUUCUAACUGUUAAUGAUGCAUGCUAAUAUAACCUGUCGCUGACUGAAUCAUAUUUACUGCUAUUCCUAAUUGUACAGGCCCAUUGUUUCCUAGAGGCAUCAGAUAGAAAUAGUUUGCAGAACACCAACCGGACCCCACUGUAUCAACGGGAAGUAGCGGUCCCUUAGGGGGAAAACAAGGAGGACACGCAGACUGGUAUAUAAUCUAGACCUCAGUGCUUACAGUACCGCAGACGCACAGAUAAUUCAAAGCCCUGACUAGUAUAGGCUGCACAUACCCGCUUGCAUCUGCCUGCUUAAUCCAAGCUACGCACCCUAUUCAGCCCUCACUUACAGAUACCAACACACUUAGGUGCGCCUUCCCCCCUCACCCCCCUUAUAGGUACUGGAGAGAAUAGGGACGAAAUGACGGAAGUGAGUAUCGAAUAA